Messenger RNA from Pecten maximus, 5073 nucleotides. RefSeq lists its product as uncharacterized. The record is from RefSeq and is a predicted model, not a curated record. Bases 29 to 934 code for a protein of 301 amino acids. The transcript has 3 exons. NCBI's taxonomy places the organism in Eukaryota, Metazoa, Mollusca, Bivalvia, Pectinida, Pectinidae.
UACCAUACCAUUUUCGUAUUUUUUGAACAUGUAUAGACAUCUAAGAGAUUUAUACAACCAAGGGACACAACCCUGCAGGCCAAAAUCAAAUUAUCUGUCUGCUUUCAUGCCUACAGUUUGUCUAUGUGUCUCCUCACAAUUAGAAUAUGUAUUGUAUUCACUAUUAGCUGUGGAGAUACGAGUACAGUCUGUCUGUAUCUCCCUGUCAUUAGAAUAUAUACAAUAUCUACGGUGGAGAUACGAGUACAGUCUGUCUAUACAAUAUCUACAGUGGAGAUACGAGUACAGUCUGUCUAUACAAUAUCUACGGUGGAGAUAUGAGUACAGUCUGUCUAUACAAUAUCUACGGUGGAGAUACGAGUACAGUCUGUCUAUACAAUAUCUACGGUGGAGAUACGAGUACAGUCUGUCUAUACAAUAUCUACGGUGGAGAUACGAGUACAGUCUAUCUGUAUGUAUCUCCCUGUCAUUAGAAUAUAUACAAUAUCUACGGUGGAGAUACGAGUACAGUCUGUCUAUACAAUAUCUACGGUGGAGAUACGAGUACAGUCUGUCUAUACAAUAUCUAUGGUGGAGAUACGAGCAGUCUAUCUGUAUGUAUCUCCCUGUCAUUAGAAUAUAUACAAUAUCUACGGUGGAGAUACGAGUACAGUCUGUCUGUACAAUAUCUACGGUGGAGAUACGAGUACAGUCUAUCUGUAUGUAUCUCCCUGUCAUUAGAAUAUAUACAAUAUCUACGGUGGAGAUACGAGUACAGUCUGUCUAUACAAUAUCUACGGUGGAGAUACGAGUACAGUCUGUCUAUACAAUAUCUACGGUGGAGAUACGAGUACAGUCUGUCUAUACAAUAUCUACGGUGGAGAUACGAGUACAGUCUGUCUGUAUCUCCCUGUCAUUAGAAUAUAUACAAUAUCUACGAUGGAGAUAUGAGUAGUUUGUCUGUAUGCAUCUUUCCGUCAUUAAAAUAUACACAUACUUACUCAUAUAUAUAUAUAUAUGAGUACCGCAUUGCCUUAUUCUACAUUGUUUACUGUCAAUUAAUGUCUGUACUAGUGAUGUGUGUGUGUGGACUAUGUACCCGAUGUGAGAUUUUACACUGAUGAAACACUGCAUUCCACUGUGAAACUCAAUUUCCACAGACAUGUUCUCAGUUUCAAGUGGCUAAAUAUCCUGUAUAAUAUUUAAAUGUCUCUAUUCAGUCUCUGGUCCACAUAAUGGCUCUAUAUGUGAUGAUAAUGUCAGAUAUUGUUGAUGAUACUUCCAAUAGGAAUACCUGUAUGUCUAUAAGACUAUUAUAUGACAUAUAUUUUCACAUUAUUUAAAAAAAAAAAAUCACAAUAUCGCCAAUCUUUUAUCAUAUACUAUUAAUAAAUUAUUAAACUUAAAUUUCACUUUGCUCUCUUACAAAAAUACAAAAAUUUGUGGUAAAUCAGAUAAAUUUCAUUUAAAAUGUGAUUCAAGUACAUGUAAUUAUAAAUAUAAAUAUGAAAACUCAGCCAUGUUCUUAAUUUGUAGUAUUGUGUAAUUCUUUCGGGUCUCAAUAUGAAAUACCGUCGCAUGUUUUCUUGUAGAGUUUUUCUAGAUGUAUUCCAUUAUGCUGUAAUUUUCAAGAUAUUUAAUUAAAUUUAACAGUUUAUACUUACAUGUAUUAAAUACAAGAUUUAAUGUGAUUUAAGCUUUUGAUAUGUAUUACGUGGCAUCUUGUUACUUCAGCUUAAUUAUGGAGCAUAGGGAACAUUCACCUUUGUGCAGAUUUAUCUUCAAUUAUCUUCAUUAAUGAUAUCAGAACGAUCCUUACAAUCUGAAGAUGAUUUUAGAGAGAGAUAAUAAAACUACCAUAUAAACACUUUGAAUCUGGAAUAACCAAGACCUCAUACAUGGAAUAUCCAGAACCUAAAAAACAUUUUCCUGAUAAUACUGAAAUAGCAAUUUUGAAACUCGUUAAUUAGUGUGUACAUAUGUGAGAAAGGGAAGAUUUAAUGUGACUAGGUUUUGUGCCUAUAAAUUUGUACCGGUUAUAGAGAGAAUGAAAUCUGUGAUUUUAGAGUGAUGAUAUAUUUCACAUUACUGUAGAAACGUCAGGAGUCUGCUUUGGAUGUUUCUUAUUGUUGUGGUAUAAAAUGGGAAAAGAUAGUGUACCAUUAUUUUUUUUACAUCAGUUUCUACCAUAUAUAUUUUUUUGGUGAAUUAGCUAAAUAACAUUUGAUAAAUACAUGUUUGUUCAUCGUAUGACAUCAGUUUUCUUAUUUAUAUUGUCAAUUUGUGCUUCUUUUCCCUUUGUUUUUAUAUAUUAGUUGAACACUGUCAUCUGUGUAGCCUCUCCUUUACUUGUACUAUUGCCAGUGAAGCAGGUAUACAUGCUGUCAUUGUUAGGGAAAAUCUGCUAUAAUGCUUUUGUUUAACUUUCAGAACUACUUUUUUUUCUAAGGAAUUCAUCUGUUAGGUCCCCAGAAAUUAUACUGAAAAAACUUUUACUUGGUAAUAUAUCCAAAGGUUCAUACUGAAAUGAAUAUCAGAUAGAAAAGAAAAUUAACAAAAGGAUUUAUUUUCUUAAUAUUUCUGUUUUGUUUGGGCUAAUUGAAAUGACAUUAUGGGUAGUAUUUAAAGUCAUACAAAGUUAAAACUGACCAUUUAGAUACUAUAAAUAUGAUAUACAGUGUACAUGCAUAUAUCACAGAAAUUGUAUAUCGGAGAAAUUAAAAGGAAAAGUGUAUUAGAUAUAUUUCAUUAAAAGUCAUGGGCUGUUUCUACAUUUCUGCCUCAUUAACUUCACAUAGAAUAAUGUGUAAAGACGUUUAGUGACAUUCUUUAUGAGGAAAUGUUAAAAUUGAUAAGUACAUUUCGUAUUUAUGUGACAGUACUAGUUCACCCUAUCCUCUGAUGUUGCUGUUAAAUAUGACCUUCCAUAUCACAUGGCUUUCACAUGGUGUUUGUUGCAUUGUACUUACACACACUUGGCUCCUGUCACAUUGCUUCCACAUGAAGUUGGCUCGUAAAAAUUGUGCUUUCACAUGAAGUUGGCUCGUAAAAAUCAUGCUUUCACAUGAAGUUGGCUCGUAAAAAUUGUGCUUUCACAUGAAGUUGGCUUGUAAAAAUCUUGCAGUGACUUAGAGAUCUAAUUUAUGGCACAUUGUUGUAAGAAUGUGAUUAGAAAUGGUAUAAAAAAUGGCCAGAUUUUGUGGAAAAAAAUACAACAAUACACAUGAAGUUUGAUACACAUUAUUUUUAUAGACGAUGAUAGGAGAAACUUUCCAUUAAUGGUUCACUAUAUCAUGAUUGUAUUUAGAUCGGUUUAUUUGCUUUGUUUGUGUAGGGGUAGAUAAUUCUCUGUCUUUCAUUGUGUCUGUCGAAUAUUCCACCCCUCUGAUGUACACCUUAUAGUUAUGGACCAUAAAUGGAAAAAAGUCAAAGGACCAAAGUACCCAUCAGAAACUGAUACCCUAGUUACAUAUAGGUGCUUGGAUUAUAUUUAUAAUAACAAUUUUAUAUGCGAUUAUAAACAACUGUAUAACUGUAUUCAAAUAGACAUAAUUCUGAUAUUUUUAAAUUGAUACAUUUACUCAGCUCAGUUUGUUUAGAUUCAUUAUCACAUAAAGUCUUGUGACUUACAAAAGUAUCUAUCAAAAUAUAUUUAAAAAGAUUCAUCAGUAUUCUGAUGUCAGCUCUCAGUUUUAUUGGGGAGUAAGUAAUGAUAUUGGAAUAGCCUGACAAACGUAGCAUAGACAUGUAUUAAUAUAACAUCAUCACUUUCACCUGUGUUCUUGAUGGCUAAUUAUGUCAAAGUUUCUCAUAUCAGGAAUGUUGUUGACAGACUUUUAUCCAUGAUACGGAUUUGAGGGACUGAUAUCUCAGCUAUGGCGGAAAUUGCUGGGAUUAAUUUCUCAUUCUUCAGAUUGACUUUCGAAACCUGGGAUUAUUUUCUGGUUUAGGUAGUCUUUCUAUGGGUUGCAACACAUUUGUUUUUUUUAAACUUUUUUAUCAACUACUCCAACGAUGUUAGAUGAUGACACUACAGUGGGUGUCAUAGUUGGCACGAUAAGGUCAGAUUAUAUAUCAGCUGACCACUGGCAUCUUAUGCUACAGUAGUAAAUUUUGACAUAUUUUUCAGUGGAUGACCUGGCUUUUAUUGGUAUAAAUAGUCAACCAUCCAUAAAUACUUAACCAUUGGUGGUAUUCAGCUCUUUACCUGAUUACCUUUGGAGUAGGCACCACACAUCCAUGAGUGACCCUAAUGUUACCUUUGGAGUAGGCACCACAUAUCCAUGAGUGACCCUAAUGUUACCUUUGGAGUAGGCACCACAUAUCCAUGAGUGACCCUAAUGUUACCUUUGGAGUAGGCACCACAUAUCCAUGAGUGACCCUAAUGUUACCUUUGGAGUAGGCACCACACAUCCAUGAGUGACCCUAAUGUUACCUUUGGAGUAGGCACCACACAUCCAUGAGUGACCCUAAUGUUACCUUUGGAGUAGGCACCACACAUCCAUGAGUGACCCUAAUGUUUUGAUCAGAAGCUAAACAGUCUCACCAGCCAACUAUCUUCAGACUCUGAACUUGGCAGUACUUUGACUUUGGUAUUGAUGUUCAACUUUCCAGAUGAGUACCUCAUUUGACUUUCAAAACUGCAAGUAAAUGCUGGUAUUGGGAUUCAACUUUCUUUGUGGAUUCUUUAGCUUUUGGAUAUGUAUUGAGCUUUGUAGAUGGACAUAUAUACUUUUGUACUAGGUCAGUUAUCCAAAUAGCUAGGAUUGACAUUCUUAUCCAGUAUUUUACCAUUUGAUUUGAGAUUUACCUACCCAGUUGACAAUUUGUGGUUGGGUAUUCCCCUCAAAAGUGUAGGAAAUACUGAGGUUAAUGAAGGUGUAUAAUAGAUUGGGUGGACUCUGGUAUUUUAUCAAUAUUUGUUAUGCUGCCAAAAGUUUUGUGUUAUGUUGGGACAUAUCACCGUAGUGUACACACUGAAGUCUUUUUUGUUUAUAUAAAACUACAUCAUUUAACUGCUGAUGUUUGUUGUGUAAAUAAUCUGUUAUAUAAUAUAACAUGUAUUAUACAAAUAAAAAUACUUACUGUACCUAG